AUGAAGUUGUCUGCUGAAGGUGGAUUACUAUUGACAGCGGGCAUAUUCAGGCGAUCGAAUAAAUGGAUACAAAUAUGGAAUGCAUACCGUGACCCUGAAGCAAAUCCAAUUCCAGCAAGUGCAUGUUGGGAAUUAGUUCUGACAGAAAUCAGCUAUAUCCCAGCAGCUUUGGCUGGCUUGGGCUAUAUAGCAGGAUGGCAUAAGCGAGAUGAUAGUAAUUUAUUAGAAUUACCCUACAGAUGA
This is a messenger RNA of Priceomyces carsonii, 243 nucleotides long. RefSeq lists its product as uncharacterized. The record is from RefSeq and is a predicted model, not a curated record. Lineage: Eukaryota; Fungi; Ascomycota; Pichiomycetes; Serinales; Debaryomycetaceae. The transcript has a single exon. The coding region runs from base 1 to 243 and encodes 80 amino acids.